GAAUACAUUUGUAUAGGUGUUGUAUAGAUUUGGCUGACACAGACAUAAUUAGACCAAUACACUGUAGGUCCUAGACAAUACCGGAGAAGUUUUGUUGAAUUUUCUUGACAUAAUCAGGACCCAACAUGGGAGGUAAGGACGACGGACAGAAUCCUACUUCAGACAGGUAUGUGUAUUCCUUUGGUGACGACACGUCAGAUACAGACACUGAUACAAGCAGGUCCACACGUCGUCGACGAAAAAUGGAGGAUCCCGAAGCUGAGCUUAAACGAAGGAGAGAGAAGUUGAACAAUGAUAUCGCCAAGGAACUUGGUCCCGAUAUUGAUAGCAGAAACCCGCUGAAUGUGGCCAUAAUUGGGCCUUCUGGAGUCGGGAAGAGUUCCACUAUAAACACCCUUAUAACUGCAAUGAACAACGACAAAUAUCGGGAAUAUGCUAUUUCUGGUAAUUUCGGCGGUCUAGCACAACAGAUGACCUAUCUCACUAAAAGCUUUCCCAAGAGCUGCUCCAAAGCACCUGUCCACCCUGAUGCAUGCUAUCCAACAUUCAUUGACAUUGCUGGCUUUGAAAAUACAGACAACGACUUGAACAGAGAAUUACUACGAAUCGUCUUCUAUGGACGUCUACCCGUCGAAGACAGCUUAAAGGCAGCCCAGGAAGAGUAUGAACGGACAGGUAUGAUGGGACUUAGGAAGAAAUACUCGCAGAAUCUUGAGUUACUCAAGGUUGACAGAAUCAUUGUUGUGGCCUCAGCGAGACAGACCAUUCCAGAAAAUCUCAUUAGAUGUAUCAUGUCAGCUGCCAAUCCUGUUGGAGCUAAAGCCGGAAAAGGAAAAAUGACAAUCCCAGUCUUUGGAAUUUUGACCAAAAUUGAUGGAGUUGAUCUUGAAUCAUCGGAGUUCAAGGAUAGAGAGAAACAAUUCCUUGAAUGUUUGGGUUUGGUUGGUGCCAAACAGCGUUACGCCCGACUGUCUAAUUACUGUAGUGACGUGGAUGAAGCUGAUGAACGCCUGGAAACGUAUCUGCCAAAAAUUGAUGUUCCUGCCCUGAAAUUCCUCAGACAGAUCCUGGACCCGGUGUAUGAGGUACAAGCUGGACACGAAAUAUAUACCGACGUGGAGAAGACGCGUAAGCCCGCUAGGGAGCCAGAGACCAUUCCUGAAGCUCCACCACAACCAGAAGCUAGACCUGUACCAGACCAGCCCAUCAGGCCUCAAACAUCCCCACCUGUACAUGUCCUGCUUGUGACUUAUGCAAUCAAAGGAAUCAUUAUUGCCCUUUUCGUCAAUGUAUGCCUAGCCCCUUCCAUCUCCAGCAAGGACCUGCUGAGCAUUUGUACAACCUAUGACCAACAUAGGUCACGGAGUCCAAAUGGAUUUCAUGAUGACCAUCUGACCAAUAUUUGUGACAGGAAGAUGGAUAUCAUCGGGAAAUCUCUGAUGGGACCACUGAUGCUUUUCGUUGUACUCAUAGUUUUGAUGGACUUCCUCCUGCCUACAUUUAUGAAAACAUUGACUGAAAAAUUCUUGCCGCCAAGACAACAGUAAGAGCAGUAAUGAUAAAAAAGAUAAAAAGACUGGUAUUUGUUUAAUAUGCAGUGUAGUUGUCAUGUCAGGGGUAAGAUACAUUGUUAUGAAUUGUGUAGCAUAAUACACAUACCGGUAUAUUGAUGUUUAACUUUAAGUCCGAUGUUUUUUGGAAUUUUU
This is a messenger RNA of Mizuhopecten yessoensis (Yesso scallop), 1706 nucleotides long. RefSeq lists its product as uncharacterized. Lineage: Eukaryota; Metazoa; Mollusca; Bivalvia; Pectinida; Pectinidae. The record is from RefSeq and is a predicted model, not a curated record. The transcript has 6 exons. The coding region runs from base 126 to 1547 and encodes 473 amino acids.